AUGUUCCGCCUCGUCUCCGUACCAAUCAUUUUUGUGUCCCUGUUCUGUGGGCACGAGACAGUAAGUGCUACCGUAACUGGAACAGCAGUAAGGCUUGAUUGCUUCGCCGAGAUGAAUGAAGUGAGGGCAGCUGCUGGACUCGCUGCGUUUGGGAACGCAACUGCUGAUGGACAAGUGCUGCCGGAACCCUCCCUUCCGACGAAAGCAAUAACAGCUGAAGAUUUGUGGAACGAAAUCUGCCAAAAAAUGACGGGUGGUCAAACUGAAGGCACUCAAGCAAAAAAAUUACAGGGAACGUUCGCUUACUACCCCGACGGAAAAGAUUGCAAGGCGGCAGUGCAGUACUGGAAGGAAGGGUUUUCGCUCUUCAAAAAUGAACUGCCCCCAACGUAUACAGCGUCGAAUACUCCUGAGGUGUACACCGACAGAGCUGUUUCCUUUGUCGCUCUCUACAACCCUCAAUCGAGUCCUCUAGCCAGCUGCUCCCUCGUCACCUGCACAAAAGCAGCUGCACUUGCUUCCCCACGGAUGUUAAAAAGCCACGAUGUGCGCUCAACAAGAAGGCUUCAAGGUGAAGAGGAUCCUACUACUGUCACUUCAGCCGUUAUCUGCUUGACAAACCCUAAGGCACUAACAGAUGGACAAGCGCCUUUCAAGGAAGAGGUGUGGCAGAAGAUUGUUCAAGCUAUAGUUAGUACUCAGAAGGGCAACGGGGUUUCCCCAGUCAGGCCGUCAUUGGCAGUUGGGUUCAUAAUGAUGCUUUUUGCCUACGCGCUUUUUUAA
Eimeria tenella is the source of this 783-nucleotide messenger RNA. Its product is annotated as SAG family member. The transcript has 4 exons. NCBI's taxonomy places the organism in Eukaryota, Apicomplexa, Conoidasida, Eucoccidiorida, Eimeriidae. Bases 1 to 783 code for a protein of 260 amino acids. The record is from RefSeq and is a predicted model, not a curated record.